Hemiscyllium ocellatum (epaulette shark) is the source of this 1560-nucleotide messenger RNA. RefSeq names its product potassium channel tetramerization domain containing 7 (gene kctd7). NCBI's taxonomy places the organism in Eukaryota, Metazoa, Chordata, Chondrichthyes, Orectolobiformes, Hemiscylliidae. The record is from RefSeq and is a predicted model, not a curated record. Gene Ontology annotation, biological process: protein homooligomerization. The transcript has 5 exons. Gene Ontology annotation, molecular function: protein binding. The coding region runs from base 391 to 1560 and encodes 389 amino acids.
GGUGAAGAGUUGGAAUGGAAUAGGUUGGGGACAGGCAGUUAAAGGAUCAACUGUAUAUUAUUGACAAUAUUGCAGUGUUAGAUUCCUGCGACGUGCCCCAGAAUGACUCUGAGCUUCUUCCCAGGGUAGUGCAUGAAACACAGCCUGAUCAGAGGGCGAGGCUACGUCUGCGCGUUGAGGAUGCACGAUGACAGGGAUUCCACAGCAAACAGCUUCAUGGUGCAGAUAAGAAACCGGGGAUACAGCCGGCAGCCGCCAACACCAUCGAUGUAGGCAUAGAGGAGGUGGAGCGUCGCAAGAUGAGCUGCAGCCUUUAGGAAGUGAUUCUCUCCCUCCUUACUUUUUGCAGCAGCAGUUUUUUGCACAUACACACUGCACAAGGCGAGAGUGAUGGUGGUUAUUUCAGAAGAGAAGGGAAGCGAACAGUCGGAUGAUACAAUGUCAGGCUCCGAUUCAGUAGACGGUGUUAGGAAGCCAGCUGCCAACCGACCUACGAAUACCCUGACCGUGCAAGAGGUGAGGACGAUGCUGCAUUGUAGAAGCUGCGGUUCUGGUGGUUGUUGCGUUGACUGCACUGACCUGCAUUCUUUCAGUGCUGAGGGUUUAUCAGCGAAUGGAUAUCUCUCUAAUUAUCCACAUUCGUCCAGAGUGGAUCAGGCUCUAUUUGGAGAAGACGUUUCACACAAAUACAAGGUAAAUAAGGAGAUAUUUAUAACUAAUGUAUAUAUGGAAUUUCAGAAAGCAAUUGAAAAGAUUCUGCAAAUGACUGUUAGUAAAAAUGAGUGUAUCAGACCAGAAGCCAGCUCUUUCAGUGGAUCGGGAAUUGGCUAUGGUUUCCCUGAGGUUGUUCCACUGAACGUAGGAGGCAUGUAUUUCACGACAAGACUAUCCACUUUGAGGCGUUAUGAAGAUACUAUGCUGGCAGCAAUGUUCAGUGGCCGGCAUCAUAUUCCUACUGAUUCAGAGGGACGUUUCUUUAUUGACAGAGAUGGGACCUACUUUGGAGACAUUUUGAAUUUUUUACGAAAUGAUGACCUGCCGCCUCGUGAGCGAGUGAGAACAGUUUACAAAGAAGCACAAUAUUACUCUAUUGGACCACUUCUUGAAUGUCUGGAUGAACUACAGCCUUUGGCCAGUGAAAAAGUGAGAAAGGCAUUUUUGGACUUGCUGCCUUAUUACAAAGAGAAUUUGGAAAGAAUAAUUGAUAUUGCAAAACAAAGAGCAAUUCAACGAAAGGCAAGAUUUGCAAAGUUGAAGAUUUGUGUUUACAAAGAGGAGAUGCCAGUUACACCAUACGAACGCCCUCUGUACAACUCACUACGCUUUGAUAGAAGUGAGAAUGAGACAAAACUCUUUGAACAUCACUGUGAAGUUGAUGUAUCAUUUGGCCCUUGGGAAGCCAUUGCUGAUGUAUACGACCUUCUUCACUGCAUCGUGACAGACUUAGCAGACAGAGGAAUUACAGUAGAUCACCAAUGUAUAGGUGUUUGUGAUAAGCAUCUGAUAAACUGUUACUACUGCAAACGCCCAAUUUAUGAAUUCAAGAUUACCUGGUGGUAA